This is a messenger RNA of Phialemonium atrogriseum, 795 nucleotides long. RefSeq lists its product as uncharacterized. The transcript has a single exon. Lineage: Eukaryota; Fungi; Ascomycota; Sordariomycetes; Cephalothecales; Cephalothecaceae. The coding region runs from base 17 to 736 and encodes 239 amino acids. The record is from RefSeq and is a predicted model, not a curated record.
GCCAUUGGGUCCAUCCAUGAUCGAUUUGCUUGGAAGGCGCAAGAGGACUGCAGUUCCCCAAUUUCGCUCGGCCAGACUGGUCCAGCUGUCGGGAUCUUCUUCCAAGUUGCAAAGUGUCUGCCAGAAAAGAAACAAUACAGCCAUAUAUGAAAGUACGGCGAAACAGGGACUAAUAUAUGCUCUUACGUGCACACUCUGCCUCUCUUUUUCCUCUCCUUCCCACUUCCAAUUGAUACAUGGAGCGCCGCCUCUCUGCAGUUGUCUAUGCGUAGGUUGUCUGCUGAGAUCCACAGAUCUACCACCUUCCUGCUUGCUUCCUGCUUGCUGUGAGCUCAAUAUAAACCGCGCCUUCUCUGAUAUCCCAUCGCCGCUUCUUCCCUUUCCUUUUUCUCGCUUAGAAACCCUUGACCGUCCUGCACUGGUCCUUGGAACUUCCCGGGACCCAACAUUUUUGUCCUUCCAGACAGACCCCUUCCACCCCUCCCCUUCCACCGUUCGCAUUGUCGCGACGUCCCGAACCAGCACGAGCCCUGGGAGCCCUGGCAGACUGGGAUUCAACAAAGCAAGGAAGAUACAAUUGUGGCCCCGACUCACCCUGUCAGUCAGUUCUGUUAGAGGAAGCUUGAUGCGUGUGUGGACCGUCCCUAGCGCGGACUCAGAUCUGAGCACCCCGGCCAAAACACCGGCAUUGUGGCGCGAAGCCAUUCUCGUCAUCGUCGCCGCCAUUCGUUGUUGAGUGUCUCUGGUAGGAUUGUCCAACGGCCCCCCUUUCCCCCCUCUUCACCCUCCCCUGAC